AUGUCUUCACUUUCUUCAGUGAAGGUUUUAAAUGUAACCUCGACAUUUUUUCCUCUCCAGCAGACACGGCAUCUCACAUCCAGGCCAUUACAUGUUUCUUCAGGGAGACAUGAGACCUGGAGGACCUCCACUCUCAGUGUGGUUUCCUCCUCAGUAACAGGGUCAUCGGUGGGCAGCUUGCUGUCUUUGGCUCCGGCUCCAGAUCACACCUGUGAUGAGCCUAUUUACACCAAGGGCAUCGAGACUCUGAGUGUGCGAGAAUCCGAUUCUGAUCAUUCAUCGACAGAAUAUCUCCAGAAGUUUCUCGAAGAAGUGUACCAGAGUGUUCUUAAAACCUGCUGUAAUUCUGAUAAACAACUCACGUCCACUCCAGACAGUGAUAUGUCAGUCAAAGUCCAACCCGAGAGUGAGUCACAGCAAAACACAACCGGAGAGAAGACGGAGUCUCUGAGAGUGAAGAGCUCCCCUGCCAGAAUCUCUGCCACUAACCGACUCAUUCACAGCAGGGAAGCCAUAUUGGGUGUGAAAAAGGCGUCUUUUGUGGACAUAGCAGAAGAGUUAACACUUAAUUUAUCUGAUGCUCUAAAUCGCUGUGCCAAGAAGAGAUGGGAUUUUGGGGCCAAGAGAUACGGAUCUCUUUGUAACAUGCUAUCCCGAGGACGAACCUGUUCUGCUGUGACCUCCAAAACCUCUGUGGUCUCUCCAGCAGUGCCAGACUCCAACAUCCCAAACAGCACUGAGGAUCCAUACAGCACUCAGUGGCUCUCAGCGUUGCUCAGUAAUCUGGCUCCCGUCAAACACUCAGACGGGAGGGUGGCACGUUUGUUAGAGAAGCUGAGUCGAUUUACAGAAGGCCACACACUGCAGCUUCACCCACACAACUUCUUGAAGAUCUUAAACUCCCUCCAGCCGUGGGAGCUCUGCUGUCCUGAUCUGUGUGUGGCUAUAGAGAUAGUGAGGCUGAAUGUGGUAAAGAUGCCCAAAGCAGAGUACGACUUGUGGUUAUACAACAGAGUCAGCCAAUCACAGACCACCAGGAGUGCUACACACAACCUGUAAUCCAUUCUCUCUUUUGCCUUUUUGCAUUUUUUAAAGCUGUGAUUUCAGUAA
Carassius auratus (goldfish) is the source of this 1110-nucleotide messenger RNA. RefSeq names its product coiled-coil domain-containing protein 60. Lineage: Eukaryota; Metazoa; Chordata; Actinopteri; Cypriniformes; Cyprinidae. The record is from RefSeq and is a predicted model, not a curated record. The coding region runs from base 1 to 1059 and encodes 352 amino acids. The transcript is spliced from 7 exons.